This is a messenger RNA of Chaetomium strumarium, 858 nucleotides long. Its product is annotated as maleylacetate reductase. The transcript has 3 exons. Gene Ontology annotation, molecular function: alcohol dehydrogenase (NAD+) activity; metal ion binding. Gene Ontology annotation, cellular component: mitochondrion. The coding region runs from base 1 to 858 and encodes 285 amino acids. The record is from RefSeq and is a predicted model, not a curated record. NCBI's taxonomy places the organism in Eukaryota, Fungi, Ascomycota, Sordariomycetes, Sordariales, Chaetomiaceae.
AUGUCGGAUGGAAACGGACUGGUCCCGUGCAGCGAUGCAUCUCCCCUCUUCGGGCUGUGGAUGCCGCAUGCACACCUGAACCGGCUAUUCUACGGCCCUUCCUGCGCGGAGCAACACUUGCUCAGUGAGCUGCCUUGUCCCGGCUCCCGGGUUUUUAUCGUCACCGGUCGGUCGCUCGCGACCAAGACGCCCCUCAUUCGUCAGCUCGAGGCGCUGCUGGGCGAGCACCAUGCGGGAACGUUCACCGGCAUCAAACAGCACGGCGAGGCUGCGGGAGUGGACCAGGCAUUUGCCACGGUCGCAGCCAAUCCAUCCAUCGACACUAUCCUGUCUGUCGGUGGCGGGUCGCCCAUUGACGCAGCCAAGGUAGUUUCGUUCCGCAUCAGCGAGCAGCGCGGCUCCUUCCUCACCCACGUCGCAAUCCCUACGACGCUUAGCGCGGCCGAGUGUACCCCUGGCGGCGGCUUCACCCGCCACGAUGGCACUAAAGUCGGCUUCAUGGGGACAGGAUAUGGGGCCAUGCACGCUGACCGCGGGAAGAUGGAUGACGCCCUCACCAUGCUCAUGCUCGCAUCAUUCGCCAGCUCUGGCUUCCGCGGUGCCAACCUUGGCGGCGGCAUGGGCCUCUCCCACAGCUUGGGCCAUGCCUUGGGUAGCCCAUAUGGGAUUCCUCAUUCCGUGAACUUCGCGGCAAGCUUGGAGGAGCUUGUCUUGCGGCUGGGCUUGAAGCAGCCAUCACUGUCCGAUCGCGGAGUCGGGAGAGACCAGAUCCCGAUUAUUGUCGAACGGGCCGUGAAAGACCAGGAGGAGAAGGAGUUGCGGGCUGCGGUCCGACGCCUGGUUGAGGCACUAUUCUGA